UUGAAUUUGACGCAUUCGAUAACACGUUUUCUUCUGUUUCGUUUUUGUGUUAACUGUUCAUAUCGAGAUUUUAUUCGAUUUACAGCUACUUUCACAUUCGUUUUGUGUUUUUUAAUUAAGAUUUAAUUACUGAGUGUUACUAGAGUGAAAUGGAUCCAUUAGAGCGGGACAUGGACGAUUCAUUUGCUGGAAUUCCUGCAGAAGGAUUGUUCCAAACAAUUCUAUCGGAAGUUGAACGACUGCAACUUGAACAUUUCAAUAAUACUACUGUCACCUUCGAUAGUCUCCUUCUGAAUCACAGUAGAUGUGAUAGUGUAUAUCUGGACGAAAUGUUAACCGAGUUCGGAUCGGAAUUUCCAGCAGUUGAAUCAGACGCUGGACUCUACGACAGAGCUCCAAGUGAUUGUGGCAUCCGACUACCGAAAACUAAUCAUAACAAAGUGAUACGUAGCCACAUUAGCAACUUCGUCGAAGAAAACUGCGAAGAAAUCAGUCCGAUCAAAAACGGCUGUGGUUGUGAGAUACAGACAAAUUCGACGGUAUCAGGUGGAGAGUUUAUGACUAUAAUAAGUCAAUUGAAACAGCAGCAGGACAUGAUUCUAGAAUUGCUAAAGAAUAACUUGGCUGUGAACAGUCACACGAAGCAGCAAGAUGAAAUGAUAUUACAAUUGCGACAGCAGUUGAACACCUUAACCGAGCUUCACCAGACGAGUCGGAUAGACGAAAGCCUGCAGAACACACAAGUUGAUCAAGAACCAGCAGCUGAACCUAGUGACGGAACGCAGUUCAAUGAAAUCAAUGAAAUUGUCACUAACACAACGAAUGAACUAUCGCCACUAAGUGACUCUGGUCGAAUGGAACAACUUCAAGAAAUCGAGGGUGUGCAGUCGCCUACAGCGGACAUAACGCAAUCGAUCGACGAUGCCUCAGAAUUAGGGCGGCCAGAACACCCAAUGCCGUUAUAUCAAGAAGAUAAUUUGAACCAAUCAGAACGCUCAUUGAGGAUUAAACAGGUUCGCUCCAUCCGGAUUAGGAAAGCUUAUGGGAAACAUAGUACGUGUAAUUUAGGCAGCACCGAGACAUCUGCUGAAAACCCACGAAACUCUCGUAAAAGAUCGAAAAUUUAUACCUGUGGAGAGUGUAAAAAGCAAUUCAAUAGGAAGAGCAAUUUUACCGUUCAUUUGAGGAUCCAUAGUGGUGAGAAGCCAUUUCAGUGUGAGGAGAGCAGUGCCGCUUUCAAUCGAUCAGACAAUUUGAGAACACAUCAACGGACUCACUCUGGUGAGAAGCCCUACCAGUGUAAGGAGUGUAAUUCUGCUUUCAAUCGAUUAGGCAAUUUGAGAACACAUCAACGGACUCACUCUGGUGAGAAGCCCUACCAGUGUAAGGAGUGUAAUUCUGCUUUCAAUCGAUCAAACAAUUUGAGAACACAUCAACGGAUUCAUUCCGGUGAGAAGCCCUACCAGUGUAAGGAGUGUAAUUCUGCUUUCAGUCAAUCAAGCAGUUUGAGAACACAUCAACGGAUUCAUUCCGGUGAGAAGCCCUACCAGUGUAAGGAGUGUAAUUCUGCUUUCAAUCAAUCAGAGCAUUUGAGAAGACAUCAACGGAUGCACUCUGGUGAAAAACCUUGCAAAUGUAAGGAGUGUGGUAUUGCGUUCAAACAUUCUAGGUCUCUGAAAAGACAUCAAAGGAUUCAUUCUGGUGAGGGGCCGUUCAUGUGUGGUAUUUGCAAGAAGUCGUUCCAACAAAAAAAUUCUUUGUCGUUUCACAUGGAUGUUCACAGCGCAGGUGAAAAGUCUCACAAAUGAAAAAGAAUUCAAAUCAAAGGUCUCACUUAAUACACCAUCUCAAAAUCCAUAAAUCU
Bradysia coprophila is the source of this 1864-nucleotide messenger RNA. RefSeq lists its product as uncharacterized. Lineage: Eukaryota; Metazoa; Arthropoda; Insecta; Diptera; Sciaridae. The record is from RefSeq and is a predicted model, not a curated record. Gene Ontology annotation, biological process: regulation of transcription by RNA polymerase II. Gene Ontology annotation, cellular component: nucleus. Gene Ontology annotation, molecular function: RNA polymerase II cis-regulatory region sequence-specific DNA binding; DNA-binding transcription factor activity, RNA polymerase II-specific.